AAAAGCCAAGCCGAGGGCGCGAAGUGGGAAGGGCCGAGUUUCUCCUUCAAAUUGUUCUACCCAUCCUCGAACAGCCACAUUCAUCUGUGCAAAGACAGAGAAAAUCCAUGGCGUCUUCUUCAGGAAGCAGCAGCAGCAGCAGCUACGACAUGCCAUGGGUGGAGAAGUACAGGCCCAGCAAGGUUGCUGACAUUGUGGGCAAUGAAGAAGCAGUUUCUCGGCUCCAAGUCAUUGCUCGCGACGGCAACAUGCCCAAUUUCAUAUUAUCUGGUCCGCCAGGAACUGGGAAGACAACCAGUAUUCUGGCUCUUGCUCACGAGCUCUUGGGACCAAAUUACAAGGAUGGUGUUCUGGAGCUUAAUGCAUCAGAUGAAAGGGGAAUAGACGUUGUGAGGAACAAAAUCAAGAUGUUUGCUCAAAAGAAAGUAACCUUGCCUCCUGGUCGACACAAAGUGGUAAUAUUGGAUGAAGCUGACAGCAUGACAACUGGAGCACAACAAGCUUUGAGGCGUACAAUGGAAAUAUAUUCGAACACAACACGUUUUGCACUUGCAUGUAAUACCUCCUCAAAAAUUAUCGAGCCUAUUCAGAGUAGAUGUGCAAUUGUUCGAUUUUCAAGAUUAACAGAUCAAGAGAUUCUUGGGCGCCUUAUGGUGGUACUUCAAGCAGAAAAGGUACCCUAUGUUCCAGAAGGUCUUGAAGCAAUCAUUUUCACCGCUGAUGGUGAUAUGAGGCAAGCGCUGAAUAAUUUGCAAGCUACAUAUAGUGGAUUCCGCUUUGUAAACCAGGACAAUGUUUUCAAGGUUUGCGAUCAACCGCAUCCGCUGCAUGUUAAGAACAUGGUGCGUAACGUGCUUGAAGGUAAAUUUGACGAUGCUUGUGCAGCUCUGAAGCAACUCUACGACAUGGGCUAUUCUCCCACUGACAUAAUAACCACUCUUUUCCGUAUUAUUAAGAACUAUGAUAUGGCUGAGUAUCUGAAACUGGAAUUCAUGAAGGAAAUUGGGUUUGCUCAUAUGAGAAUUUGUGAUGGAGUUGGGUCUUAUCUGCAGCUAUGCGGUCUUUUGGCCAAGCUUUCCAUUGUUCGUGAGACUGCGAAAGCGCCAUGAAUGGUUGAAAUGUUGAGGCUGCUUAAAAUUCGGCUCGAAGGGGAGAUAGUAUGAAUUUAAACACUUGUGUUCCUUAGGAUAUUAGCUUUUGUUUUUGUAUGAUAUAGUUAGACUAAGCACAAAAUUUGGUGUUUUAGGAUCAUUUUGCUAAGGUUUUAGGCCAAUGGCAUUCUUGUCGACAUUUCUCUCUCCCCUACCCCCAUUGAAGUAGGUACAAGCAAGCCCCUGACUGUGUCCAUGAUUCUCAUUAGUUAAAAUCUUUUUGUUUUCAAAUGAC
Molecule: messenger RNA, 1386 nt
Organism: Cucurbita maxima (winter squash)
Lineage: Eukaryota; Viridiplantae; Streptophyta; Magnoliopsida; Cucurbitales; Cucurbitaceae
Product: replication factor C subunit 2
Exons: 7
Coding region: 108-1109 (333 amino acids)
Biological process (GO): DNA repair; DNA-templated DNA replication
Cellular component (GO): DNA replication factor C complex; nucleus
Molecular function (GO): ATP hydrolysis activity; DNA binding; DNA clamp loader activity
Source: RefSeq, a predicted model, not a curated record